UAAAAGGAAGAAAGAAAAACCCUGGCAAGGCAUGAGGUUUUAUUGCAUUUUCAAAUGCAGGUGCAAAGGAAGAGACCGAAGCCAAAGAUUCUGUAAAGAAGAACAGUUUCAGAGUUCUUCCUCAAUGUUGUAGUAUUACUCUUAACGAAUCCGUAUUUCUGCUGCCAACCCUAAAUCGCAUUGCAAAUUUUGGACCCAAUACGAAUGGAAGCAGCUUCCAAUGGCGGAAGAGCCGAGAGCUCGAAGCCCUUGAAGUUCUCGGCGUACCAGAACCCGGCCUUAUCCGCCGCUCUCACCGCCAACAGUCUCCAACCUUCGAAGUUCACCUUCCUCUGCAUCUUCUCCAUCUCCUCUGCAUCUGCAUUCGCCUUCCUUCGUAUUCUUUCCUGGGAAAAUGUUAUUAUUGACAAUUUGAAGCUCAAAAACUUCCCCGAAGAGGCAGCCUGCUUAUUUGCUAAGGCUGUUCAGACUCUGGUAGGCUUAGUAUUUUUGGGAACAAUAUUAGCUUUCUUAAAAGCAAUAUCUUUGUUUAGAGGAAGGUUUAGUGGUAGUGUGCCUAUUACAUCUGCCUCUAAAGGAAUCAAGGAUCGAACGCCUCUUUCCAAGCGUCAACUAGGACUUAUGGGAUUAAAACCAAAGGUUGAUGAUGCGGUAUCCGAAAAGGCCGUAAAGCCUCCAAAAUCUAAACCAUAUGCAUCGCCUUCUUCUGAUGUUCUUGUUCCUCUUCACCAAUCAAUUGGCAGUUUUAGUUUUUCAUCUCAAAGAAACAUGGAUAAAUUGAACUCCGCCAGUGGAAGUAAAAUGCAGCCUUUCACAACACCUUCGAAAUCCCCGGGUUCUGCAUCUUCCUUAUAUCUUGUCUCUGGAGUGGCCUCACCACUGCCUCCUUCUGCCCAGAGUUCAUCAGGGCUUGAUUCAAUGGUUUGCACCCCAUGGUCAAGCAAGCAAGGAUCUUCUCUGAAAGAAAUUACAUCUGAAGAAGAAUUUGAACGGUUCCUUACUGAAGUAGAUGAAAAAUUAACUGAGUCUGCAGGAAAAUUGGCAACUCCACCCCCCACCACCAGCGGUGUUGGUAUAGCCAGUCCCAGUACUGUUGCUACUUCAGCUAAUACCUCUGGAACUACCAGAAGUACUCCCUUGAGGCCUGUAAGGAUGUCUCCAAGUUCGCAGAAAUUCACCACUCCUCCUAAGAAAGUAGAGGGUGAUGUUCCCUCCCCAAUGUCUAUGGAGGAAACGGUUGAAGCUUUCAAGAAUUUGGGUGUAUAUCCCCAAAUCGAGGAAUGGCGUGAUCGUCUCAGGCAAUGGUUUUCUUCCAUUCUGCUUAAUCCUCUUCUAGAAAAGAUUGAAACAAGUCAUGUUCAGGUAAAGGAAGUGGCUGCUAAACUAGGUGUCUCAAUUACUAUAAGUCCAGUAGGCGACUCCACUGGAUCCAUUCCCACCGUGUCUUCGGUUGACAGGACUAAUGAAUGGCAACCAACAUUGACCCUUGAUGAAGAUGGGCUCCUUCACCAGUUACGAGCAACACUCGUGCAAUCAAUAGAUGCCUCUACAACCAGGAUGCCUCUGGCGAAUGCACAACAGUCCCCUCAGCAGAAUCUCUUAGUUCCAAUCAUGCAAGAGUGUGUCAAUGCCAUUGCCGAACACCAGAAACUCCUUUCUCUGAUGAAGGGUGAAUGGGUCAAAGGCUUGCUGCCUCAAAGCAGUAUUCGAGCAGAUUAUACAGUACAAAGAAUCAGAGAGCUUUCUGAAGGGACCUGCUUGAAGAAUUACGAGUAUCUUGGGACUGGAGAGGUUUAUGAUAAGAAGAAUAAGAAGUGGACACUCGAGCUUCCAACUGAUUCUCACUUACUCUUGUAUCUAUCUUGUGCUUUCCUAGAGCAUCCAAAGUGGAUGCUACAUCUGGAUCCUUCAACCUAUGCUGGAGCUCAGUCCAGUAAAAAUCCUUUGUUCUUAGGGUUUCUUCCUCCAAAGGAACGGUUUCCCGAAAAGUAUGUAGCGAUUAUAUAUGGCGUCCCUUCUGUUCUUCACCCAGGAGCCUGCAUACUUGCCGUUGGAAGGAAAAACCCCCCAAUAUUUUCUUUGUACUGGGAUAAGAAGCUUCAGUUUUCCCUUCAGGGACGAACGGCAUUGUGGGAUUCUAUAUUGCUUCUGUGUCAUAGAGUGAAGGUUGGAUAUGGCGGAAUUAUUCGGGGCAUGCACCUUGGUUCGUCUGCUCUAAGAAUCCUUCCAGUUUUGAAUCCAGAGCCUUCAGCCUGAGUGAGUCUUCCAACAAUCUUCUUAUUGCAUAAGCUCAUCUGCUGUUAUAUGAAACUGCUAACAAAUGGUUCUUAUUCAACAAAUUUUCUCCUUUGUACAAUCUGUAUGAUUCAUGGGGGAUCUUAAGCUUUGGCUUUAUUGGAAACUUCUAACUUUAGUUUACCAAGUCUGAAUGUUCAUGUAUCCUAGUCUCUAGUCUGAGCUCUUCAAUAGUUUUGUAUGGACCAGAAAUUAUCAUACAACACCAGUUUAGGAUUCUGUUUGGCUGUAGCAUGAUAGUUGAGCCAUUUUAUAUAAUAUUCGGCAGUGCUUUUGGCUGUUAAAA
Molecule: messenger RNA, 2581 nt
Organism: Momordica charantia (bitter melon)
Lineage: Eukaryota; Viridiplantae; Streptophyta; Magnoliopsida; Cucurbitales; Cucurbitaceae
Product: cytochrome B561, amino-terminal protein
Cellular component (GO): membrane
Source: RefSeq, a predicted model, not a curated record